This is a messenger RNA of Clarias gariepinus (North African catfish), 1230 nucleotides long. RefSeq names its product solute carrier family 25 member 26 (gene slc25a26). Lineage: Eukaryota; Metazoa; Chordata; Actinopteri; Siluriformes; Clariidae. The coding region runs from base 144 to 947 and encodes 267 amino acids. The transcript has 10 exons. Gene Ontology annotation, molecular function: S-adenosyl-L-methionine transmembrane transporter activity. Gene Ontology annotation, cellular component: mitochondrial inner membrane. The record is from RefSeq and is a predicted model, not a curated record. Gene Ontology annotation, biological process: transmembrane transport.
CAUGGCCGCGUCCUUCAUCGGUGUGUUUUUGUUUGCAGUGUAAACCCAUGUGUGUGAAAUUGUCAGAGUCGGAGGCUUGUUCAAGUUAAUGACAGAGUGAAUUAGUUCCGGGUCGAAGAGAGAAAACUGGGGCUUCAUACAACAUGGAGAGACGAGAGUUUAUAGCAUCGCUUGUGGCUGGAGGCUGUGCAGGCAUGUGCGUUGACCUCACGCUCUUCCCCCUGGACACAAUUAAGACGCGUUUGCAGAGUCAGCAGGGCUUCCACAAGGCCGGGGGAUUCAGGGGCAUCUACGCCGGAGUGCCCUCUGCUGCCGUGGGAUCUUUUCCAAAUGCUGCUGCGUUCUUCGUCACGUACGAAAGCGUCAAGUCUCUGCUCGCAGGCUGUUUCUCCACACGCAUGGCUCCAGUCACGCACAUGAUGGCAGCGUCGCUCGGAGAAGUCGUUGCGUGUUUGAUCAGAGUCCCGACAGAAGUGGUGAAGCAGAGAACUCAGGCCUCUCCCUCGCUCCACACACACCAUGUCCUGCUAGCCACUCUGCGUGAGGAGGGAGUCUGGGGACUCUACAGGGGAUUUGGCAGUACAGUUCUCCGAGAGAUCCCGUUCUCUUUGGUGCAGUUUCCUCUCUGGGAAUAUUUAAAGACUCUGUGGCGGAGGAGGCAGGGGGAACGGCUGGACUCUUGGCAAGCUGCAGUUUGUGGAGCUGUUGCAGGUGGGGUCGCAGCAUUUGUUACGACACCUCUGGAUGUGGCCAAGACAAGGAUCAUGCUAGCUAAGGCUGGUACUUCUACGGCCAGUGGAAACAUCCCUCUGGUUCUGUACGAGGUGUGGAAGUGUCGGGGUGUGUUUGGGCUCUUCGCGGGUAGCAUCCCCAGGAUGACCUUCAUCAGCUUGGGCGGGUUCAUCUUCCUCGGAGCUUACGAAAAAGUGCGCCAGUUGCUCCUAUAGAACUUUCGAUAGCACCCUAAUAUCGGGCUGUAAGGAAAGAAAAAAAAAUCCCUGUCUGAUCUUAAGCCUGAAGCACCAGCUUAAAGGUCUUGUACAGGGGUGCUGGAACACCUGGCACUCGAGGACUCGCCAACCAACCAAUUUGCAUUCCUGAUCAUCAGUGCACAGCAUAAUGACUUUAACUACACAAGUUGCAGGUACUUUUUAAACCAGCGCUGCCGCAGUGAUCACGUUCAGCAUGGAAGUCUUCUGUUUUAAAUAAAUGUUAUUAAAAGAGUUUUAU